AUGAUGCUGGGGCGCAAGCAGAGCCUCAAGGGGGAACCCGUCUUGGCCGAUUACGGGCCAGAGGAGUCCCUCAAUGAGAGCGCUGACAUAGAAUGGGUGAAUAAGCUGUGGGUUAGAAGAUUGAUGAGGUUCUGCGCCCUGGUAUCAUUAAUUUCGGUAUGCUUGAAUACUCCAAAGACUUUCGAGAAAAUUCCGCCCCUUCAGUACAUCACUUUCGUUUGCGAUUUAGUUGUUACGUUUUUAUUCACCGCCGAAAUGAUCGCCAAGAUGCAUAUUAGAGGUAUACUGAAGAGGGAUAAAUCAUACUUGAAAGACCAUUGGUGCCAAUUCGACGGGAGUAUGGUCGUCUUCCUCUGGUUGUCCGUAAUUUUACAGAUGUUCGAGAUGCUAGGGUUUGUUUUAAAGUUCAGUUACGUCUCCAUAUUACGGGCACCAAGACCUUUAAUUAUGAUACGCUUCCUAAGAGUCUUCCUUAAGUUCUCCAUGCCGAAGGCUAGAAUCAAUCAGAUAUUCAAGCGUUCGAGUCAACAAAUCUACAAUGUGACACUUUUCUUCCUGUUCUUCAUGUCCCUGUAUGGACUGCUGGGUGUUCAGUUCUUCGGAGAAUUGAAAAAUCAUUGCGUUCUUAACACAACCGAUCCAAAACACAUAACCAUAAACAGUCUAGCCAUUCCGGACACAUUCUGCUCGACUGAUCCUGAAUCAGGGUACCAGUGUCCGGAAGGGAUGACCUGCAUGAAACUCGAGCUGUCGAAGUACAUUAUGGGUUUCAAUGGUUUCGAUGAAUUUGCUACAAGUAUUUUUACCGUUUAUCAAGCCGCGUCACAGGAGGGAUGGGUUUUCAUUAUGUACCGUGCGAUAGACAGCCUGCCAGCCUGGCGUGCAGUUCUCUACUUCAGCACAAUGAUAUUUUUCUUGGCCUGGCUGGUCAAGAACGUGUUCAUCGCUGUCAUAACGGAGACAUUUAACGAGAUACGAGUACAGUUCCAGCAGAUGUGGGGUGUUAGAGGGCACAUUAGCAACAGUACCGCGUCGCAAAUAUUAACCGGUGACGAUAACGGCUGGAGUCUGGUGACUCUAGACGAGAACAAACACGGCGGUCUGGCCUCACCGGUGUGUCACGCGAUCCUCCGAUCCCCUCAGUUCCGGAUGGUGGUGAUGUGCGCCAUAUUGGCGAACGGCAUCACCACCGCGACGAUGAGCUUCAAACACGACGAGAAGCCACGGCACACCUACUACGCGAACUAUUACUACGCCGAGAUCGCUUUCACGAUAUUGUUGGACCUCGAGACGUUGUUCAAAAUUUGGUGCCUCGGAUUCCGCAGUUAUUACAAGCAUUCGAUUCACAAAUUCGAGCUGCUGCUCGCUAUUGGUACAACCAUACACAUCAUUCCGUUCUUCUAUCUUUCUGGAUUCACAUAUUUUCAGGUUCUUAGGGUGGUCAGGCUGAUCAAGGCGUCACCGAUGUUGGAAGACUUUGUGUACAAAAUAUUUGGGCCUGGAAAGAAACUGGGCAGUCUCAUUAUAUUUACCAUGUGCCUGCUGGUUAUAUCGUCUAGUAUAUCCAUGCAACUUUUCUGCUUUCUAUGCGACUUCACCAAAUUCGAGACCUUUCCAGAGGCUUUUAUGUCUAUGUUUCAAAUCCUUACGCAAGAAGCUUGGGUUGAUGUUAUGGACGAAACAAUGCUUAGAACACAUGAGACAAUGGGACCUUUUGUAGCUGUUUACUUCAUUUUAUAUCAUCUGUUUGUCACACUGAUCGUGUUAAGUCUGUUCGUCGCAGUAAUUUUGGAUAAUCUCGAGUUGGACGAAGAUAUUAAGAAAUUAAAGCAACUGAAGUUUCGCGAGCAGAGCGCAGAGAUAAAAGAAACGUUGCCGUUCAGAUUGAGAAUUUUUGAAAAAUUUCCGGACAGUCCGCAAAUGACGUGCUUGCACAAAGUACCGUCCGAUUUUAGUCUCCCGAAGGUACGCGAAAGCUUUAUGCGACAAUUCGUCUUCGAGAUGGAGAACGAAGAGAACGAAGGGGCGAAGAAAAUAAGUGAAACGUUCGAUUCCAAAAUGAUCUACAGAAAGCAACGUCCAGUUAAGAUUUUAAACAAUCCACCAAAAGUAAGGAAUGUUGUUGUUAGCCUUAAAAAAGCAGCUGUUACCUACAUUAUAAAUGAUUCAAAUAAUCAGAGGCUUCUGUUAGGCGAUUCCGCUAUGAUACCGGUACCAGGAAAAAGUCUUUUGAAGCCGCAAGGUACUGUCAAUAGUGCCAAGCAAUUACGUAUCGAUCAAAAAAAGUCAAUCAGACGAAGCGUCCGUAGUGGGUCCAUCAAGCUAAAGCAAACGUACGAGCACCUGAUGGAGAACGGUGAUAUCGGAGGUAUAAACAGAGUGAGUUCUUCGCGCAGUAGACCGCAUGAUUUGGACAUUAAAUUACUGCAAGCCAAGCGGCAACAGGCCGAGAUGCGCAGAAACCAACGUGAGGAGGAUUUGCGUGAAAAUCAUCCGUUUUUCGAUACGCCGUUGUUCGCGGUGCCGCGCGAAAGUAAAUUCCGGAAAAUCUGCCAGUCGCUCGUGUACGCGCGUUACGACACCAACGUGAAAGAUCCGUUGACGGGGAAAGAGAGGAAAGUUCAAUAUAAGAGUCUGCACAACUUCCUUGGCUUGGUCACGUACCUAGAUUGGGUUAUGAUCUUCGCCACGACCAUGUCCUGCAUCUCGAUGAUGUUCGAGACGCCCCGUUACCGUGUGAUGGAGGUGCCCGCGUUGCAAAUCGCCGAGUACGGUUUCGUUAUCUUCAUGAGCAUCGAGCUGGCCUUGAAAAUCCUCGCGGACGGAUUGUUCUUCACGCCGAAGGCCUACAUCAAAGACGUUGCUUCAGUUUUGGAUGUUUUCAUUUACGUUGUCAGUCUGGUGUUCCUUUGCUGGAUGCCGAAAAGCGUGCCGCCGAAUUCCGGCGCUCAGCUUCUGAUGAUCUUGCGAUGCGUCAGACCGUUGAGAAUAUUCACGCUUGUGCCGCACAUGAGGAAGGUCGUGUAUGAGUUAUGUAGGGGGUUCAAAGAGAUCUUAUUGGUAUCUACUCUGUUGAUUCUAUUGAUGUUCAUAUUCGCGAGUUACGGUGUCCAGCUCUAUGGGGGUAGAUUAGCACGUUGCAACGACCCGACUAUUCUGAAACGGGAGGAAUGCGUCGGGGUGUUCAUGAGACGGGUGUUCGUGACGAAAAUGAAACUACGCCCGGGCCAAAACGAGAGUUACCCGUCCAUAUUAGUACCACGCGUUUGGGCUAAUCCCAGACGAUUUAAUUUCGACCAUAUCGGUGACGCACUGAUGGCGCUCUUUGAGGUGCUCUCGUUUAAAGGAUGGCUCGAUGUUAGAGAUGUUCUUAUCAAGGCUCUCGGUCCUGUCCACGCCAUUUAUAUCCAUAUCUACAUCUUUCUGGGUUGUAUGAUUGGUUUGACUCUGUUCGUCGGCGUUGUUAUCGCCAAUUAUUCUGAAAACAAAGGAACCGCGUUGCUCACUGUUGAUCAAAGACGAUGGUGCGAUUUAAAAAAGCGACUGAAGAUCGCUCAACCGUUGCACUUACCGCCCCGACCAGAUGGGAAGAAAUUCCGAGCGUUUAUCUAUGACAUCACUCAGAAUAUAUAUUUCAAACGAUUCAUCGCGGUCAUGGUACUCAUAAACAGUGCUCUUCUGUGUGUUUCCUGGAGAAUCGAGGAGGAACACACGGAAGCACUCGCUACGGUGUCCACGAUUCUGACACUGAUCUUUCUCGUGGAAGUGAUCAUGAAAAAUAUUGCUUUUACACCACGUGGCUAUUGGCAGUCCAGAAGAAACAGAUAUGAUUUGCUCGUGACAGUCGUCGGUGUUAUUUGGAUCGUCAUUCAUUGCACAAUGAAGAACGAUCUGUCGUACGUAAUCGGCUUUAUGGUCGUGAUCCUUAGAUUCUUCACCAUCACCGGCAAACAUACAACCCUGAAAAUGUUGAUGUUGACGGUCGGAGUGUCCGUUUGUAAAAGUUUCUUCAUUAUAUUCGGCAUGUUUCUCCUUGUUUUCUUUUACGCCCUAGCCGGCACGAUCAUCUUCGGGACAGUAAAGUACGGUGAAGGUAUAGGAAGACGUGCCAAUUUCGAGUCGCCUGUGACUGGCGUUGCUAUGCUCUUUCGCAUUGUCACAGGAGAAGAUUGGAAUAAGAUAAUGCACGAUUGCAUGAUACAACCGCCGUAUUGCACUCCGGCUGCUAAUUAUUGGGAGACCGAUUGCGGCAAUUUCCAUGCUUCCUUAAUUUAUUUUUGUACUUUCUACGUAAUUAUCACGUACAUUGUCCUGAAUCUUCUGGUGGCUAUUAUUAUGGAGAACUUCUCCUUAUUUUACUCGAACGAGGAAGACGCAUUGUUGUCGUACGCUGACAUUAGGAACUUCCAGAACACAUGGAACGUGGUCGACAACCAUCAGAAAGGCGUCAUACCGGUGAAACGGGUGAAGUUUAUCUUACGGUUGUUGAAAGGCAGGUUAGAGACUGAUCCACAGAAGGAUCGAUUGCUCUUUAAACAUAUGUGUUAUGAAUUGGAGAAAUUGAACAACGGCGAAGAUGUUACCUUUCACGAUGUUAUCAAUAUGUUAUCGUAUCGUUCAGUGGAUAUUCGAAAAGCUCUUCAACUGGAGGAAUUGCUUGCGAGAGAAGAGUUCGAAUACAUUAUCGAAGAAGAAGUUGCCAAGCAAACAAUUAGGAAUUGGCUGGAGGGUUGUCUGAAAAAAUUUCGAGCCAGUGGCAAACAACAAAAUCUAGUGGUUAAUCUUCGUGCGAACACCGACCAACCCAUACAGCAACAAGAACAUACAGAAGAAAAGGGAAAAGAGGCAGAUAAAGAGGAGGAGACAGAAACAAAAGAUGCAGACGGAGCAAAACACAGAGCAAAGAAACCAGUAGUUCUUCCAAGAUCAGAUAGUAUAGGUAGUGGAUCAAGAAAGAAGUAUUUAACUCCAACGUCAUCAGAUUCAGCUUCAAUCAGGUCUGAGAAGGAUAAGAAUGCACCACCCAAGAAGAGAAAUAACAGGCCACCGCCAAUGGCGAAAAACAAUCUGCCACACCUGACAGAAAGCGUAGAGCAGAACAGGCAACAACGAGAGGUCUUGAAUGUGAAGGCAACUGUGCCAAAGCCUUCUAGCGUUAUGCUAGAGGUUCGUGAAUGGUGGAAGGAACAACUAGCAUACAGCAGUGAGUCCAGCGAAGAUGAGGUUUAAAUGUUCUCUGACAGGUGCACGUGAAAAGCAUACGUAUAAAACUGGAGAGUACAUUCCUUUUAACGAUUUGAAUACGUAAAUCCUAUAAAACUGGAAAUCGCAUUGCUUUUAACGAUUUGAAUACGUAAAUCUGAACCCAAAUUCGA
This is a messenger RNA of Dufourea novaeangliae, 5375 nucleotides long. RefSeq names its product sodium leak channel non-selective protein (gene na). Gene Ontology annotation, molecular function: monoatomic cation channel activity. The coding region runs from base 1 to 5229 and encodes 1742 amino acids. Gene Ontology annotation, biological process: transmembrane transport; monoatomic ion transport. Lineage: Eukaryota; Metazoa; Arthropoda; Insecta; Hymenoptera; Halictidae. The transcript has 28 exons. The record is from RefSeq and is a predicted model, not a curated record. Gene Ontology annotation, cellular component: membrane.